Messenger RNA from Colletotrichum aenigma, 735 nucleotides. It is a transcript of the gene cel12C, whose product is annotated as Endoglucanase cel12C. Lineage: Eukaryota; Fungi; Ascomycota; Sordariomycetes; Glomerellales; Glomerellaceae. Gene Ontology annotation, molecular function: cellulase activity. Bases 1 to 735 code for a protein of 244 amino acids. The record is from RefSeq and is a predicted model, not a curated record. Gene Ontology annotation, biological process: polysaccharide catabolic process. The transcript has 2 exons.
AUGAAGUUCUCCGCCAUCCUCGCCCUCCUGCCCCUGGCGGCCCUCGCCACGCCGACACCCACCGUCGAGAAGCGCGCGUCGACCUACUGCGGCCAGUGGGACUCCGCCGUCACCGGCACGUACACCGUCUACAACAACCUCUGGGGCAUGUCCUCCGGCACCGGCAGCCAGUGCACCACCCUGACCGGCCUGUCCGGCAGCAACCUCGUCUGGUCCACCAAGUGGAGCUGGUCCGGCGGCCAGUACAACGUCAAGUCGUACGCCAACGCCGUCGUCAGCAUCACCAAGAAGGCAUUGAGCUCCAUCGGCAGUAUCCCCUCGACCUGGAACUGGAGCUACUCCGGAAGCGGCCUCGUCGCCAACGUCGCCUACGACCUCUUCACCUCCUCCACGGCCUCGGGCUCCGCGCAGUACGAAAUCAUGAUCUGGCUCGGCUCCCUCGGCGGCGCCGGCCCCAUCUCCGCCACCGGCAGCACCAUCGCCACCCCGACCAUCGCCGGCCGCACCUGGAACCUGUACAAGGGCACCAACGGCCAGAUGACCGUCUUCAGCUUCGUCGCCCCCAGCAACGUCCAGAGCUUCAGCGGCGACCUCAAGGCCUUCGUCACCUACCUCAUCAACAGCCAGGGCCUGCCCUCAUCCCAGAUCCUGCAGAGCAUCGGCGCCGGCACCGAGCCCUUCGUCGGCUCCAACGCCGUCUUCACCACCUCGGCGUACACCGCGGUCCUCAACUGA